CUGUUGCAGAGUACCAGUCCUUGUUCCUAGUGGCAAGCCUUCGGUCUCACCAGGCGAAAAGCACAGGGCAAGCCCAUCCCAUUGCCACACCGCUUUGUGCUUCCGGACGUAUAGGCACAACUAGCCGUACUCCAGGCGUUUUGCGGCGAUCCAGUCGGCUUGUUUCCUUUGACCGUAACGUAUUGAGAGUGCAGGCUGAAGAACGAGCCAUUGUCAACCACACAAAGGACCUCACUUCUCGACAGUGAGGAUGCCGCUUUCAACACGCGACCACCAGUUGUGAUCAGGAUGCGAAUAACUUUUCCAAAUUGGAGUUAGAUUAAUACUGGCGGCAUUAAAUAUGUGUCGUUCGGAUUAGUGGACUAGCUAAUUUACAAAACGUAGCCUACAAUAAAUUUCGCUUUAUCAUCCAGUUUGCUGCUCAAUCCACAUCUAGGAAAACGUUAAUUUCCAAGGGGCGAAAACGAGCGUUGUUAAACUCAUAAUCACUCAUGGCAUAUAUCCUCGUGAUUUUAUAAACAAACUCUUAACUGAUUUUACUGGAACUGGGUUUAUACUUUGAAGUAUAUUUUGCAUAUACAUCUAGCUUCAAGAUGCAAUUUAGGACAGUUGUGGAUGUGAAAGUCGUGGACGUGGAAAAGAGGCGCAAUCCUUCCAAACACUACGUGUAUCUCAUCAAAGUCACCUACUCCGACUCCAGCUCCCAUGUCAUCUACAGGAGAUACAGCAAAUUCUUUGACCUACAGAUGCAGAUCCUUGACAAAUUCCCAAUUGAGGGAGGGCAGAAAGACCCCAAAAAACGGAUCAUCCCGUUCUUACCAGGUAAAAUCCUGUUCCGACGAAGUCAUGUCCGAGACGUGGCGAUGAAAAGACUGCGCUUCAUCGACGAUUACUGCAGAGCUCUCGUGCGACUUCCCACUCAAAUCUCCCAAAGCGAAGAAGUCCUGAGGUUCUUCGAGACAAAACCGGAUGACCUCAACCCCCCAAAAGAGGACUUCGGUACCUCCAAACGCAAGUCAGUGUGGAUGUACUGUCUGUCAGGGAUCCCGAAGAAAGAGGUGCCAGGCAUCGACAGCUCGGACCCCAUGGUGCUGGAGCAGUACGCGGUGGUGGCCAGCUAUGAGAAGCAGGAGAACUCGGAGAUCAGCCUGCAGGCGGGCGAGCUGGUGGACGUCAUCGAGAAGAGUGAGAGCGGCUGGUGGUUUGUCAGUACUGCGGAGGAGCAGGGCUGGGUUCCUGCCACGUACCUGGACUCCCAGAAUGGCACGCGGGAUGACCUGGAGCUGAGCACCGCCAGGGCGGGAGAAGUUACUAAGAGACGAAAGGCUCACCUGAAGAGGCUGGACCGGCGAUGGACGCUGGGUGGCAUUGUCAACCGACAGCAGAGCCGAGAGGAGAAAUAUGUUACAGUGCAGCCGUACAGCAGCCAGGGGAAGGAUGAGAUCGGGUUCGAAAAAGGUGUCACCGUGGAGGUUAUCCAGAAGAACCUAGAGGGAUGGUGGUAUAUCAGGCACCAGGGCAAAGAAGGCUGGGCCCCGGCGUCGUACCUGAAGAAGAUGAAGGAAGACUUCUCCCCGAGGAAGAAGACCCUGACGGGCCCGGUGGAGAUCAUCGGGAACAUCAUGGAGAUCAGCAACCUGCUCAACAAGAAGGCGGCGAGCGAGAAGGACGUGCAGACGGACAACGAGGAGCGGCCCGAGGAGACGCAUAUCACCAAGAGGGAGAUCAGCCUCCCCAUCCCCUGCCAGGCCCCCCCCAGCACCGCCGCCCUGCUGGACGUCAAGGGAAGGACGGAGCCAGGGUCCCCGGCCGUGGCCCGCAUCGCCCCGCACCGCGUGGAGAUCGGGGUUCAGGCUUUAGCUUUGCCACCUCUUCAAAAGUUAAAGUGCAAGUCCCGUUCAGGUUCUCCAAACCUCAGGCAGAAACCUCCACCUCGCAGAGAGACCAGUCUGGGAUUUCAGUUACCUAAGCCACCAGAGCCCCCUACUGUUGAGGCAGAGUACUACACCAUUGCAGAGUUCCAGUCCUGUAUAUCUGAUGGCAUCAGUUUCCGUGGUGGACAGAAGGCUGAUGUUAUAGAGAAGAACUCGGGUGGCUGGUGGUACGUGCAGAUUGGGGAAAUGGAGGGUUGGGCUCCCUGCUCCUACAUAGACAAAAGAAAGAAGCCCAACCUAAACAGGAGGACCAGCACACUGACCAGGCCAAAAAUCCCGCCCCCAGCCCCGCCAAUCAAGAAGCAGGACUCUGAAGAGUCCGCCCCACCAAGCAGCCCCGCCUCCAAAGCCCCCGAGUCUCCCAGCAAGCCCGUGUACGAGGAGCCGGAGUACGACGUUCCCGCAGUGGGGUGUGACCUGGACCCGGAGCUGGAAUCUCUCCCAGGGGAGUCCUCCAUGGACAGGAAGAAGGAGGAAGUGGUCCCUGAGAAGUUCUCCCAGCCACCUCCCCUGCACAUCGCCUCCUUUAAGGUGGGGGAGUCCAGCGAGGACGUCACCAAAGAGGAGGAGUCCAUCUACGAGAACGAUGGCUUCAGGGCCUACGGUGAGGACACGGCCUCCAGCAAAGAGUCCGGUGGCGACUCGGACUCCCCGAAAACAAAGUCCUCCUCGACGGCUCGCAAACUCAUGGCGUCCCGGUCUUCGGUGGGGUACGGGAGAGCCGUGAAGAAGGUCCAGCCUGAACUGGCCCGAAGCCAGUCCCUAAAGAAAGCCGAGGAGGUCAGUCCCAGGCCCCCCUCAGACGAAUCCGGCCGGUCCGUGACCAGGCAGGCGGGAGCCAAGAAAGACCUGGAGGGCAAGAUGGGCCAAAGCCCCUCCACCAAACCCAAGCCUGUGGUCAGACCCAAACCCCUCCUGGCUAAAUCUGAGUCCCAGGGCCCGGACAAGAUGGACAUCAGCACCCUCAGACGCCAGCUGAGGCCAACCGGCCAACUGAAACCUGGCCUGAAGGCCUCCAGAGGCGAAGACUCGGAAACUGCCUCGGUCAUCUCCUCGGAAGACUCGGUAUGCUCCCGGAGCACCUCCGACCUCUCCAGCACCUACUCCAAGGGCAGCAGAGGAGACUCAGAUUUCGAGGGCACCUUCUACAGGACGACGGACAGCUACGACAAGGUGCAGGACUCGGAGAUCAGCUUCGCGGCGGGGGUGGAGGUGGAGGUGCUGGAGAAGCAGGAGAGCGGCUGGUGGUUCAUCCGCUGCGGGGACUCGGAGGGCUGGGCGCCCACGUACUACCUGGAGCCCCUGAGGUCGCAGUCGGACACGGCCGGAUCGGAGUCGGACGGCACCCCCACCAAGCAGGGCAGCAUGAGCAAGUCCAACAGCCUGGAGAAGAACGAACAGCGGGUGCAGGCCCUCAACAACAUCAACCAGAACAUGAGGAGGUCCACCCCGCCCAUCCCGUCCAAGCCUCCGGGAGGCUUCGGCAAGCCCAAAGGCCUGGUCAACAGCGCCGUCAAGCUGCGGAACGGGGUGCGGCAGCUGGCCGUGCGGCCCCAGUCCGUCUUCGUCUCCGCUCCCGUCAAAGACACCAACAUCCUCUCCGGCUCCCUCAGGAGGAACGAGUCCCUGACCUCCACCGACCAGCUCAAAGCCGCCGCGGCCGUGCGGCGGAACUCGUCCUUCAACGUGGUGCGGCCGCAGGUGGCCGACGUCAGGCUGAGGCAGCCGGACAAGGUGGGCACGGGAGCCCCCGAACCCCUGAGCCAGGUGGCCCAGAGGAACGGCAUCCCCGUCUCCACCGUCAGGCCCAAACCCAUCGAGAAGUCCCACCUCAUACACAACAACCUCAGAGAAGUUUACAUCUCCAUAGCUGACUACCGCGGAGACGACGAAACCAUGGGAUUCCCGGAGGGGACCAGUUUGGAGGUUCUGGAGCGAAACCCCAAUGGUUGGUGGUACUGCCAGGUUCUGGACAACGCCCGUCCCCAGAAGGGCUGGGUGCCCUCUAACUACUUGGAAAGAAAGAAGUAACCUCUUUUACUUGUUCAGAAUAAUGCAAGUUCUUUUUUUAAAACAAUGAAAACAAACUCUAAAUGGAAAGAAAAGACACUUUAGUGCUGGUUUACUAAAAUGUAUACGUGAAGACUGUUAAAGAAAAAAAAAAGAAAAAAAAAACAAACAAAAAUAACUUAAGUGUUGUAUUGUCAACUCGAGAUGAGUGACAGAAACUGGGGGUGGCCACUCCCAGUGUCUUAAAAGUUGGGUGGGAUGGUGUUUCCAUUGAUAUUGAGGGUAAAGGAAGGUUAUUGGCUCCUUUUUCAAAGGGCUUGACGUAAGUAUCCAAAUGAUGCAGGGCCAUGUUGUGUGCGGUCAUACCUGCACACAGAUUAUCUCUUUUUUUUUUAUGCCAAAUUGGUGCCUUUGUUGAUUUCAAACAGGAUAUAUAUAUACUGAAGAAUCAACCAACCAGGAGUAAAUCUGAAAAAAGACCAAACUGAAUUCAGUGCCAUAGGCCUAUGUGCAUGGGACGUCACCAAACAUUAUUUUGUUCUCUAAAGUCUGAGAUAAAGAAAGCUUUCCACACAAGGAUGUUAAAGCAAGAGUUGGAUCAAGCUUGAUUGCUUACAAGAAACAGGGAAAAAAUGUUUAAAGUAAAAAACAACAACAUGAAAAGGGUGUUGUGGACUCAGUAACAGCUUCUGAGCCCAAUAAAAAAAGAAUCCUUUGUUCUUUUAAAGGUUUUUGUAUGUUUUUCGGUCUUGUAUGUUCUUGACUUCCUUAGAGAUGUAUUUCUGCUGUUGUCUUGUGACAUCCAAACUACUCAUGUCAGCCUAAAAUUUGAAGUUCCUUUGUCCAUCAGGCAGAUUUUCUGUUCUGUUGCAUUUUUGUCAGACAGAUCUACUGUUUGUGGACACAUUUUCAUUGGUUUUAAUUUCUAAUGUGUGCCUCACAUAAGACUGAUCAUUUCAUUUUUACGAAUUUAUACAGCUAAAAUAAAUUAUUGCAAAAAUAUGUUAAUACUGUUAAGCUUGAAAUAAACUCAUCUCAUAUAACCAAUGAAGAAGAGAAGCAGAAAUAAAUAAAACUCUUAAUUACUGUUUGAGUGAUUUAAAAAAAUCUGCCCGCCUUGAAUCCGUGUUUACCCUCAAUGGAGAUAGGUUUACAAUAUGUAAAAGUUUUUUUUUUUUCUUUUUUACAUGUAGGUCCAAAAGAAAAGAUAUUCUGUGUAUAUUGCUGCUUCAUGUGUUCAUCUUCCACUGCUGUUGCAGUGGUAUAGGAAAUAGUUUACUGAGAACACAAAUCUUUACUGGAAGUUAGAUGUAGUAAUUGCCAGUGUAUCCCAGGGAUGUAGUAGCAUAGUGUCAAACCCAAAAUGUGAUCAAACCAAAGAUGGCCUGUAUAGCUUUAGUGUUGUAUUGGUGGGUACCCAGAAUAUGGUAUGUUCAUCAGAAUAUCCAAAAAGGUUUCGGAAAAGCUGAAUAGUUUUUUGAGAUUGUUAUGGUAUUGAUAUCUGGAAGCACUUGAUAUCCUUGCCCCAAGACAAAUAAAAGCACAUAUUGUCACGCAGGGUUAAUUUCAUAAGGACAUUCUAAUAUUGCUGUGCAGUAUUAUAUAUAUUUUUUAAGUUGAAUUUUAGGCAGUGGAAUUGACUUUUAGUUUAUCCUGUACCUUACUUAAAGUACUGCAAGAUUCUCAGCCCUUAAGAAUAUUGGGAAAUAAAUCCAAAGGAUAGCAAUUUGAAACUAGUUGAAGAAAAGUUGGAGCCCCAGUCAAGGAUGAAAUUGACAGUGGAAGGAACGUUAACUGAUUUCUCAGGUUUACAUCCACUGAUAACAAGAGUGAUGAGGUUUCAUUCAAAAUGUAUUCCCUUCUGAAAUACUUUAGACAUGGCACCAAAAAACCAAAACUACUUCAAAUGGCUGAUGUUCAAGACUGCUGAAAUAUUUUUCUAACGAACAUUUCGAGCUCUGCGGCUGAAUUAAACACUAACGUUUUUCAUUUUAAUUUCUGCUGGACAGUAUUAAGUAUAGUAUUAGACAAAGUACAGUACCUGCUAGAUUGCAGUUAUGCUUUAUAUCGCAGAAAGUAGUGUUGUGUGAUUACACGUGAACAAUAAUGAUGAAUGAAGUGGUUCAUUUUUGUGAAUUAAUGCACUUUAUAAUGUCAAAUCUGAGUGCAUUACUUAAAGAUGCAGUAUAAUUAUUCAAAAUCAGCACAUUAUUUAUUGAAUGGAAAUUGUUUCUUUUUUUAUUUAUAAUUAUUUAAUAUUAUUAUUUUUCUUCGUACAUGUUAUACAGAAUAUGUAACACUGUCUGUCACAAGAGUAGUUGUUGGCUACAUUAGCAAAUAGGUAUUUUGCUUCGGGCUGAGAUGGAGUGACCUUCUACUUAUAAUGUAAAUGUUUUUCUUUAGGACUAAAAAGCAAACAUGUUGCCAGGUCUUGUUAUCUCUAAUGGCUGCCCCAUUUUGUCUGAGACAAAUCAAAUGUGGCAGAUUACCAUCUGACCGUGUUUGGGAGCCCAACAGAUGGAAAUGUCUGUUAAGGGAGUAAUCUCUUUUAUAAAAUGCCAAUGACUAUGUAUCAUUUGAAUCAACAACUGUCAGGUUAUUUCAUUGAAAGUUUAGAGGAAAGGAGGAAAGUAUUUGACCUCCCUCAGACCGGAAAGGUAAUUAUUUAUGAUGCAUUAAGUGGACUGGGCCAUUGCUUUUUCUAAAUUAGAGAACAUUUACUAUAGGUUGGAGUCCCAACUGUAGGUCAAGUAACUUGCUUUGUGAGACACCUUAAACACAUUCCCUGCCUGAUGUUGGCGACCUCUUGUGAUCGAUAGCUGUUACUGCAGCAUGUAUGUUUUUGGCUUGUUGCUCCCAGAAAAACUGAAGCAAAACAAAACAAAAGUAUGUAUCAAAAUAACUGUAUAUAAAUUGAAUGUUUCCAAGUAGCAGUGCAACUAACUAAAUUAUUUCAUAGAUGUUUUAUCUUAUUUGGCGACCUUAUCUUAACCCAACUCUCAAAUUAUUCCUCUAAUGCUGUAUACUGCAACUUUAGCAAUAAUGGACACUUCUUAUGUCGUUAUUGGGCUUUAUAUAAUGCCUGAUUGUUUGAAUAUUUAUUUUGUAAACAACUUUUUUUGGGGCUAAAUGUGGUUGGGCUAUCAACUUUUAAGAAAUUGAAUAGUAAUAGACAUAGUAAUGAAAAGCAAUGCAUUUACAGGACCCAGAGUCCAUUCCAUGCCAUGGCUCUGUGUGGUGUACUGUAAAUGUCAAAAUAACAAAGAAAAAUAACAAAAACAAUUUACCCCACCGGUUUUUCUGUUGAGUAUGUUUAGCAUAGUAUGGACCUGAGUAAAAGCAACAGUCCUACAAAGAAAAACAAGGAGUAAAAACUACACAGGUCAAAUAAACUCAGUUUUAACAAAGGGAAUAAUCAUGUGACAAACUGGGUAAUAUCAUCAAACAUUUCACAGCCUUUUUAAUUCAUUUUAAAUAGUUUUUAUUGGGGUGUUUAUGUUAUGAUGCCAUCAAUGAUACACUUGUUUGAAAGAUUUAAGUGUUUCCCCUGUUCUUUGACGAAGGCAUUAUAUAAACGUGUUAAUUCACUCUAACGUUUAGUUCAGCUCAUGUUAAAGGCAUUGGCUUUUGUUAGCGAAAUUAAAAUGUACACUGCUUGUUUGCAUCUCUAAAAUCACAAGGGAAUUGUAAUAAUAUAGUCACGCUAUAUAGUCUUUUCAUACUAUUUAGUUGUGUAGUGGUUAGUCUUUUAUAUUUUUAUUUUGUAUUGUUUUAAUGAUUUGUUGUUGUUCUUCCCUUUGUAUUGUCAUAGUCCACAAAUUAUAACAACAAGGAAAUGUGCAAUAGAAUGUAGGCAUCUCACCACAGCAUAAGCAAUAGAUGAUAGGAUGAUUUCAACACUAGAAUGAUAAAUCCCUUCUACUACAAGUAAGCAGGAAGUGUGGCUUACCUUCAGUAAAAAGAGUUCCUCGUAGCAUCUCUCACUGAUCCUGCGAUCUGAACCUGGGAAAUGUAGAUACUGUGCAUUGGCACGGUCAUUAAAUGCUCACAUAUUUGGGUAACAAUUUACAAAAAAUAAUUAUACAUUGUACAAGCACUAUGUGGAAAUGAUCAGUUAAAUCGUUGUUAGCCAGAGUAGACUGUUGCAUUGCUGUCCUGAGAGUCUUCAUCCAUGCCAGGUCUUCUGAGGGUUAUAUAUUUUUUCAAGAAUUAAAAAAUCACAAAUCACAAAAAAGACAGGAUAAUAUAGAUGAAAAAGUUUCGACUGGAAAAAAUUCCCAUUAUCGACCGCAAACUUAUAACAGGAUCUCAUUGUAGCCAUCUGCUGAGCUGUAAAUAGCACAUGAAUCAAUGACCUCAGUGGUAAUUGGUUUGCCAGAUGUUUUAUGUUCUGCCUCACAGUGGAGUGUGUGUGUGUGUGUGUGUGUGUGUGUGUGUGUGUGUGUGUGUGUGUGUGUGUGUGUGUGUGCAUGUCCGAUAUCUGUGAGGGACCAAAACAUUAUGGCAAUCUGACAUUUUGUGAAAUUAUUAGUCAAGCCAGGCAUAUUCCUCAGUUGCCAUGGUGAAAAUAUCUCUCUUUUUUUGUGAUCUUAGAUUCAUAUCCAGAGUUUUUCGGCAAAAAGAGACACAGAGAGGUCAUUGAUUUUUGAUGGGUGCAGCUCAAGAUGAUGGAAUUGCAACCAAUUCGGCAGGAGUUUAAACCUCAUUUUAUCCCAUUGACCACAAAACUGGAAUCUCAACUGGACUCAGAACAGCUGUUCCAGAUUUAAUACAAAUCUGAUCUAGAUAUCCAGUGUUAAAACUCAUUUUGUUUUGCAGGUGACCAAAUAUGUUACAGAUAUGUGUUGUAAUAUGCAGUUAAGUGUUGUAGCAUCUAACUUUAAUGAGGCUGAGAACAGUUAAAUGUACCUUCGAUACAGUUAUGUCAUGUGGUUUAAAGGUGUCAGCAUGACCAUGUGGUGAGAUUGCUUAGUCAACAAAAUAUCUGUAUUAUUGGUAUUGCAAUAGCCUAUAGGCCUACCAUUGGGAAGUAUACCUCUGUUUAGUUUUUAUCAAACCUAACCUUCCAUGUAUGCAGACUGAACGAGUUUCAUGUAGGCUACAGAUAAUUUAUUCUGUACAAUGUGGGUGAGGAGGAAUGGAGGCAUUGUGUCUUAAGUCGGGCACCUGACAUUCAGUUUUGACUUUGGUUUUAGUGUUCGGCGUUAACGCCACAUAUUGGGUUAUUAACGCAGCAAUUAAGUCAUGUCGGAGAAAAUGGAUUAGGCGGACCUACCACUGAAGAGUCCACCAAGUGAAGCAGUGUUUAUGGUACAGUGCCCAAUGUCCCACUUUGCCUAAAUAAUUUUCGAGGACUUCUCGGGCUUCAUACUGUAAGCUUGGUUAUCAGAUUUGAAAUAUUGAAACGGUUUCUUCCUUCCAAUCUUAAUUGACGUUAGCGCUUAAAUGGCCAUCAUCUUUUACUUUUCUGAUUUAACGUUGCAUUCUCCUUUUCGCCGCCAUGUUCCUCCGUGUCAGUAACACAGCUCCACUGUGGCUAGCUGCGUCUUGUGAAGGGUGAAUUUGUCAAAUGUCUGAGUAAGAGUUCGAGGUCUGUGAGAGCGUGGCGAUGGUGUGCGUGCGGGUUGUCGUGUGAGGGGCAAAAACAGGUCAAAAUACGCAUUGGAUUAAUUGAUGCUUGAAAGUUGAGGAAAUGAUAUAGAUACAUAAAUGGGGUUUAACUGUCGCAGCAGUGCAUAUAGUAUUGAUUCGACCAAUUUGAGAUUAUGUUUUUCAUGUUAGAAUACAUCAUUUUGGUUUGGAAAUUAUAUAGGCCGACAUGCAUAUUUAACUCGCUUUAAACGCAUAACUUCGCCUAAAUAUCUAAAUCGCCGAAUCAACAUUUAUUAGUUAAAUAUUUUACUGAUUGAAAAGUAUAUUUUUUCUCUGAUCUUUACAUUUUAUCGUGAAUUGGCGAAUCUCUUACAUCUUUACUGAUCUGUUGAUCGCAGUGAACCGAGUAAUUAAGUCAAAAGUAAGAUAGAAAGUAAAUCCUGGAGAAGCUUGAGGAGAAAGUUAGUUGUAUGUGUGUCUGGAUGAGGUGGUUAAUGUAUGAGGGGAUAUGCAAGUCUUUAUGUUUUAUUUGAAGGGUUAUGUGAAUCAUUGAAAGAAAACGGACAGAAGUACGAACGUUAAGGGCGCUAGUGGGCUUAUUUGGGGACGCUGUAAAGCUGACAGCUCUGGGCUUUAAGCUAUCUGAAAUCCCAGCGGAGGAAACAUCGUAGCAGUGUUUGUGUGAGUUAUUUGAAGCUGAAAAUGGAACAUGGUUGGCUGGCUUUUAUGUAGGCUAUAUCUUUGCAGAAGCUCUGUUGUCGUUUAACCUGAUCUCUACCUACCAGUGUUUAUUGUAACUGCAGGUGCAUGAUCUGACCGUUUUUUUCCCUCUAUAAAUGUUCAGCUCGUGCGGGAAGGAAUGAAAUACGAAUCAAAAACGUAAUGUAACCCCAAGCUUCAAAAAAGCUACCUAGAGCUACCUCCUGGUCCUCAGGUUCUGAUGGUUUUUGUUUUCGCAUUAAUAUCAGCUACCUAUUCUGAUCCAAGAAAGCAGGUUAGGUGAGUUAACUGUGUGAUUAACUGCUUUAAUUCAGUUAUUGGCGAGUAACAACAAAAGCCAGCACUCCCUGCAGCUUUCCAGGACCAGGAGUGAGGACCACUGACCUAGAGUAUUAACAUUGGAAUGGACUGCUGUUUUGUUUUUGUUUUUAGACCGACAAAGGCAGAGCUCUUACGUUUUCAUGAAUCAACCCCCUGAAUCAGACAAAAAACAAAAACCAAAGUCAGAAUCUGAUGUUCAUAUAGCCUAUACAAAGCCAAUAAAAUGUUAACGAUGACCUAAUCACAAUUUCUCAAGUUUCCUUAACAGAAUAUUUUAUUACUCAAGACCAAAUAUAGUUCUAACAAUCUUACUUGCAUGGCAGAAAUCAUAUACUUUUUACGCUUUGUGGUUGUGCUUAUGCAGAAUUGUGUUAGAUUAUUGGCAGCCCCUGUUUUCAAAUGAAACGACAAAAUUGAAAUAAAAGUGUAUCUUUUGUCUAUUGAGUAUCACAAGCACUGUAGCUUCUUCAUCUUCAAUAGAAUAGUGUAGUUUUGUAACUGUGUUUUAUAUAAUUAUGAUUUGUGAUCAUUUUGCAAUUGGGUUUGUAGUGCAAUGUGUAGCUACGUUUGGAAAGAGCAGAUGCAAGUGAAUUGGUUUUGUACAAUUAUCAGAAGUGGCCCUGGCACUCAAUACUUUUAUUUGAAAACAGGUGGCUGCCCUUAACGGUUUAUUUUGAAACUCUUUUUGUUUUGUUUUGUUUUUUUUUUAUAAACGAUUUGUUUGUAUCUCAUUCAUGUUUACAUUGUAUCAUGCAUUGCCCUAAAGAAAAACAUUAUAAAAUGUAUCGUUAUUGUUUACUUUAUUCCUUCCUCACUUAACUUUUUAUUUGACUAACUGUGUUUGCAUACACAAUGCGUAGGACUAUAUGUGAUUAUUGUCAUUCAUUCAAUCGCUUUUUCUAUCAGCAGCAUUGACAGCGCAGUUGUCUGAUAUUUCGUAAACUACAGUGACUUGCAAACAGGUAGAAUAUCAGCCAAACAGUAGUGAGAACGUAGAAGAUAAGCUAUUGAAAGUUGUGAAUGGUGAUGGAUGUCCUUGGAAGUCCAUAGACACAGAUGGUUGUGCAAUAGCUCAAAGCACAGGACACACACUGUGGGCGUCCAUUCAUUCUGGAAAGACGAAAACUGUGAAACAGAUUCAUUAUAUUCAGACAGAUGUAAACUCAAGGGUACGUUUGUCAUACGCCGGUUUGUAAAUUUGGAGUAAAUGCAUUUCCCCCUACAGUUUUCAAGGAUAUCACCUGGUCAGAAACGGUACUGUUUUCUAUCGUCAGAAGUACCUUUAGUGUCCAUUAGGUGGCAGUGUGAGACCUAUCACAAAACGUAAUCCCCUCGAUUGAAAUCGCUUGUUUGGCUUUAAUGAAACUGUGCGGUGUCCACAGUCCAUUUACAUUCAUUUAUCUCCAUCAAGUCAGAUAUUCUUCCGUAAAAGAUUUGUCUCAGUUCUUAUUGCGAAAGCUGUCUUUCAUCAGUGUGAUAAUGCAUGGGUUAUUGGGGUGAAUUGAUUAACUUGGGUAUGUUGUUAAUUGAGAGACGCAAGGAGAGGCAGUCAAUCUCAGACUGGACCAGAAUUGCAUCAAUACUCGUUUUGACCCAGGAAAAUAAUCUGCAUGAAAACACUUGCCUUUUUUGCUCCAGUUUUAAUGGAACCAUUUUCUUAUCUGCUGCACUGAUCAUUAUACUGCUUCACAUCUGGCCAUUUGCAUUUAAUGAAAAUUCCCGCGAUUCCUUGGAUGAUGUGAGGUCAUCCGGUAAUUUAUUUUCAGUUUCAUCCCUUCCCGUGCCUCUACUGUUCAAACACGAAAUAAGAGGAUUAAUAUGAUAUGAGACAGGGAAGAAAAAAAAACAGUGCACCUAAAGUGUAUCUGUGUGCAUGGCAACAGCAUAGCCGUAGUGUGUACCGAGUGUUGGUGCAUUUAUAACUUAAUAUUGUACGCAGAUGCUAAUAUAUUUCAACUUAGAGUAAAAAAAAUAAAAAGAUAUGUUUUUAGUUUUACAUCUUUAAGGAAACCAAGCUUAAAUCUCACCGCCCAUAUACUCGAGCACAUACACAAGCGCGAGAUUUGUUAAUUUACUAGGUACACUACCAUGCUUUUCCUGGCAGGUGGCAGAAAGCAAUCCACUACAAAUCGAACAAACUGGCUUCCUAUGUCAGUCUUUCUCUUCUGCUGGAACUGAGAGUGCUCUUUCUGCAGCGAGUGUCCCUCAUUACCAGAGCAGAUGGGACCCAGUCUGCAUAACUGCACUUUGCAGUACCACCGUGAGUAAUGGCGUUCUGUAUUAUUAAGGCUUUUAAUUCUGUUUCACAUAUAGGCCUACUGUACAGUAAAACCAUCCAAUUUCAGAACAAAGCAGGAUUACUGAGUUAGCCGGAUAACUGCACCGAGUAAACCCCCGGACCCAAAUGCAGAACAUGGACUGAAGACAAAAGAGCUGUGCCAUGUUUUACUUUGUGCAGUUAUCUGGGUAUCCCAGUAAUCCUGCUUUGUGGAACAGCGUCCUGGUGGUUACUGCUUGCACACAGGGGAACAUAGUAUUUUCAACUUUGAUUCUGAUGCAUUUAUUCAAGCGAAUGAAUAAAUUGUGCUAAAUAAACAGGCCCUUGUUGGACUGUCAAAGGUCA
Conger conger (European conger) is the source of this 13200-nucleotide messenger RNA. RefSeq names its product SH3 and PX domains 2Aa (gene sh3pxd2aa). Gene Ontology annotation, biological process: superoxide anion generation. Gene Ontology annotation, molecular function: protein binding; superoxide-generating NADPH oxidase activator activity; phosphatidylinositol binding. Lineage: Eukaryota; Metazoa; Chordata; Actinopteri; Anguilliformes; Congridae. The record is from RefSeq and is a predicted model, not a curated record. The transcript is spliced from 16 exons. The coding region runs from base 594 to 3965 and encodes 1123 amino acids. Gene Ontology annotation, cellular component: cytoplasm.